Molecule: messenger RNA, 2282 nt
Organism: Electrophorus electricus (electric eel)
Lineage: Eukaryota; Metazoa; Chordata; Actinopteri; Gymnotiformes; Gymnotidae
Gene: kctd16b
Product: potassium channel tetramerization domain containing 16b
Biological process (GO): protein homooligomerization; regulation of G protein-coupled receptor signaling pathway
Cellular component (GO): signaling receptor complex; postsynaptic membrane; presynaptic membrane
Molecular function (GO): protein binding
Source: RefSeq, a predicted model, not a curated record
UUUCGAGCUUCUUCCUUGCUGUUCAACUCUGGGCGCGCGCAUCGGACCCAAUCUGCGCCUCUUUGAGAAAGGAAAAAACGUAAUGGAAAACUGGGAAUUAUGCAGAUCGUUGUACAUACACAUUCAACGCAUCGUUUCGCACAGAGUAAGGCGACGUUGAAGGUCCCUGACUAAUAAGACGGUGCGAGUCUUUGAAGUUACAUGCUGGACUAUCUUCUACCUUGAAACAUCUGAACAUUUGGUUUUCAAUUGGCAUUUCAUUUAUUCGACUAAAGUCGGAUACACGUCGGCGGUUUCAACUUCAGAAGUUGUUAGGGGACUUUUUAUCCUGGACCUACAGCACAAAUGUUGUUUUGCCUUUCUGUCUUCAAGACACUGUUUUUGACCACGUUACAAAGUGAGGGAAAGCUGCCUUUUUAUGCAGACGUAAUUUCUGUAUCGUACGGAGGGAGCAACUGGACAGGAAUUCAUGAAAUCUAACCUUCCGCUGGUGCUCCUUGUCCGGAGGAUAGACGAUGAUGUUCGCUUUCGAGGUGUAACUCCCGUACCCAUUUAGUUUCUCUCUCCGUCCUCGGAUAUAUCUGGAUAUUUCUUGGCCCUCUCCGUUUUUUAAAUCUCCGCGUGAGGACCGGUAUUUUCCUCAAAACUCGUCACUCCAGGGGGUAGGUCAGCUAAUGGUUUGUUUCAAAUUCAGUGGGAACUGCUGUAUAUUAACCAAUACAUUAAAUACUGGGUUGUUAAAGCAUUACUAUCGAAAUAUUGUGUGUUGGAAGGCGGAAGAGAAAACUUUUUCUUAGCUCCUACUGCGUUUCUGUAAUAGAUAGGUGGUUCUCCUUGUGGGCACCCAUGACUGAAACGAUGGCUUUGAGUGGGAACUGUAGGACUCAGCCUGCAACCAAAGAUCAGGGAUCCAUUCAGAACAGUUUUCCAGACGUUAUUGAGCUAAAUGUCGGGGGACAGGUGUACUAUACUCGCCAUGCCACGCUAAUUAGCAACCCUAGUUCCCUUCUCGGAAAAAUAUUCUCACCUAAAAACAAUGCAUCCAACGAUCUUGCCAGAGACCCCAAGGGACGUUAUUUUAUCGAUCGUGAUGGGUUUUUGUUCAGAUAUGUCUUGGACUACCUCAGAGACAAGCAAGUUGUCCUCCCGGAUCAUUUUCCUGAGAAGGGCCGACUUAAGAAAGAGGCGGAAUACUUCCAGUUGCCCGAUUUAGUCAAAGUAUUAACACCCGAAGAUUUGAAGCACAGUCCAGAAGAAUACUUUCACAGCGAUUACGAGGAUGGGUCACAAGGAAGCGACCAGCGACCGUGCCCUCCAUCCUCACUUGUCCCCGCUGACAGAAAAAGCGGGUUUAUCACCGUGGGAUACCGAGGCUCAUGCACUAUGGGCAGAGAGAGUCAAACCGAUGCCAAAUUCAGACGAGUGCCGAGGAUUAUGAUAUGUGGAAGGAUUGCACUGGCGAAAGAAGUUUUUGGUGAGACCUUAAACGAGAGUAGAGACCCGGAUAGGACACCUGAUAGGUACACGUCUCGCUUUUACCUGAAGUUCAAACACCUGGAGAGAUCUUUUGACAUGCUCUCUGAGUGUGGAUUCCAGAUGGUUGCUUGUAACUCGUCGGUGACGGCCUCCUUUGUUAACCAGCACACUGAAGACAAGAUAUGGUCGAGUUACACAGAAUACGUCUUUUACCGUGGCCCGUCACGCUGGUCAUCACCACCAUGCGACUGCUGCUGCAAGGGCCACAAGGGCGAGGGCGAGAGUGGCACCUCCUUCAACGAGCUGUCCACCUCCAGCUCGGAGAGCCAGUCAGAGGCCAGCUCGCCCCAGGGCACGGUGAUCCGCGGCCCAGUCAGCCGGCAGGCCCACGUGCAGACACUUGACCGGCCACCUAAGAAGGGCCCCGGCGGGCAGGCACAGCACACGCCGGGCCAGCAGCAGUCGUCUGAGCAGCGGCGCAAGAGCGACCUCCUGCGCACGCUCACGGCAAGCUCCCGUGACAGUGCCAGCACUGGAGGCAAAAAACGGCCCACCAAGGAGAAGCUGACGGUGGAGGAGGAGCUGGAAAAGUGCAUCCAGGACUUCCGCAAGAUCAAGAUCCCCGAACGUUUCCCCGAGCGCAAGUACAUGUGGCAGGCUGACCUCCUGCGCAAGUACCGCCUCUGAGGGCCGGCACGCCCACGGGAACUCGGAAGUCGGAGUGUGGCUUGAUCCCCUUCGAACUCGCUGCCAAUCCCAAAACCCUCAGCUGGGGUGAAGUGUGGGUCGCUCAGGACUUCCUUUCA